Trichophyton verrucosum HKI 0517 is the source of this 1590-nucleotide messenger RNA. RefSeq lists its product as uncharacterized. The record is from RefSeq and is a predicted model, not a curated record. Lineage: Eukaryota; Fungi; Ascomycota; Eurotiomycetes; Onygenales; Arthrodermataceae. Gene Ontology annotation, molecular function: transmembrane transporter activity. Gene Ontology annotation, cellular component: membrane. The transcript has 7 exons. The coding region runs from base 1 to 1590 and encodes 529 amino acids. Gene Ontology annotation, biological process: transmembrane transport.
AUGGCUGAGCCAGGCUCUCCGGCCGCUGCUGCUGCUGGUAACCAAGCUGCCGCAGACCAGUCGAAAGUGAAGCAACUUUUCAAUUUCACUCAAAUUUUCUUCUUCUCCCUGACGUUUAUGUCCAGUUGGGAGUCGAUGGCCCUAAACUUAACUGCUGUUUUUACUAAUGGUGGCCCUCGAGCUCUGGCUUGGGGUAUUAUUGUCGUCGUCGCCGGCGGGUUGGCUCAGUCCGCCUCUAUGGCAGAGAUGGCUUCCAUGCAGCCCAUUGCUGGCGCUCAAUAUCACUGGACUCAUUACCUAGCUCCUCAGAAGCACAGAAAGUUUAUUACUUGGAUGCAAGGCUGGAUUACCUGGUUUGCUUGGGUGUCACUCCUUGCUGGCGUGGCCAACACAACGGCCACUAUGAUCCAAGGUCUAGUGACUGUGAACUUCCCUGACUAUCAGCCUGAGAGGUGGCAUCUUACAUUCAUCAUUUUUGCCAUGUUGAUCGUCGAAGGGUUGAUGAACAUGUACACCUUCUGGUUGAUUCCCUGGGUCGAACUUCUGGCCGGAAUCCUACACGUGGUUCUUUUCAUUGUCUUUGUCGUUGUGCUUGUGUCUAUGGCUCCUCGCCAUACCCCUGGAUGGGUUUUUGGAGAUCACUCAUCCUCCUCGGGAUGGAACAACGAAUUCAUUUCUUGGAAUCUGGGCUUGCUCACUCCCACCUGGGGCUUUGUAGGUUUUGACGGAGCAGUCCACAUGAGCGAAGAAGUCCGUCGAGCAAAGCAGGCUGUCCCCAGAUCUAUGGUCUGGACUGUUGCAACAAACGGGGUUCUUGCAUAUGCAAUAAUAAUUACUAUCCUUUUCACCAUGGGCCCCAUCGACGGUGUCUUGAAGUCAAACUUCCCCAUUAUCGAAAUAUGUCGACAAGCUACCGGCUCUGUGAAGGCUGCAACAGCCAUGGUAUCUGGUCUGCUCAUAAUUUCUCUUGCUGUUAACCUUGCCAGUAUUGCAUCGACUUCACGUCUUACUUGGGCGUGGUCUCGAGACGGAGGUCUCCCAGCGUGGUUCUCAGUGAUCGAUCAAAGACACUGUGUCCCCGUUCGCGCUGUUUGGCUUUCUAUUGUUAUCGUCAUGGUGCUCGCUUGUCUAAACAUAGCCAGUACUACUGCUUUUGGCGCCCUUAUCGCCCUCUCAACCAUCGGACUGUUUAGCUCCUACUUCAUCGCAAUUGGCUGCAUGGUAAUUGCGCGUUUCUCCCGGGAUCGCCCCUUGGAGCUCGGAGAGUGGAACAUGGGCCGAUAUGGCCUGGCUGUCAAUAUAUUUGCGAUGUUUUACACCGCAUAUGUGACGAUCUGGCUACCAUUCCCCUCUCUACUGCCAGUUAGUGCGCAGAACAUGAAUUAUUCAUUGCCAAUUUUUGCAUUUAGCACAUUGUCUGCGAUCCUGUACUGGUUCAUCAGGGGUAAGAAACACUGGGCUGGCCUGAAUAAAGAAGUUAUCCGGUUGGUCGUUGAACGAGCUGAGGAGGCAAUCUCCUCCAUCUUCCAUCUCCUUUAUUUCCAAAAAGUUUCCUCCAUCUCGGCUGUUGACGGCCGUAUACCUUUCUGA